CUGUUUUUCUCAUUUGUUUUUCUUUGACUUCGCAUUCUAAAAGGUUCUUCCUUUCCCUCAUCUACCCCAAGCCCGCAGGAUAUUCAGCAUUCAACCAUCUCACCCAAUCCGUUCUGUGUUCGGCUUGGAUGAACUUCUGCUGUUGCAAGUGAGGAACUAAUAAGAGUUUAUAAAGCUUUAAGAAAAGAAGAUGGGUUGUUUCACAGUCCUGAAAAGCAAGAAGAAAAAGUCUGAACCGAUAGUUAAUGUUAAAAAGAUCAGUAAUAAGGAGUGUAAGCCUACCACACUGCCUGAGCCUCAAGUUAAGACCCGCUCACUGCAGUCUGCACCCCCAAGUUUUAAGAACAGAGUGAAACCUAUUCAAGGGAAUAGCAAAUCCACCAGUUCUCGAAUGCGGGCAUUAUCUGCUCCAUCAACUCUUGAUGCGGCAGAUCAGGAUGCUCUUGCAUCAGUUGAGUUUGAAGAACAGGAAGAAUCUAGAAGCCGUGUUGGAUUAAUGAAGGAGCCACGGUCCUCCAGCCCACAACCGCUUCCACUUCCAUCACCUCAAGGUCCUGCCUCACUGAAAAACGCAGGAAGCUUUAAAGCGGGGAACAAUAGUGGGCCUCUAUUUGCUUCUGGACCAUUGCCACUGCCUCCUAGUGGAGCACUUAGGAACUUCUCGUAUGAAGAAGUUGCAGCUGCUUGCCAUAAUUUCUCUUCAGAUCGAUACAUAUCAGAGGGUCUUUCUUCUAUAAUCUAUGUGGCUUCCUUUGGAGAUGAUGCUUCAAGUUCAAAGAAGUUUGAAGCUACUGUUACUCGUCUUCACCCAUCAACUCAGGGACUAAAGGAUUUUAUAAGUGAGGUAAACACUGUUGCAUCACUGCAACAUCCAAACCUUUGUAAAUUGCUUGGUUAUCAUGCACGUGAUGGAUCAGAACAGAGAAUGUUGGUCUAUGAAAGGCUUUUUCAUGGGAGCUUGGAUCGGCUUCUGUAUGGGAGGUCAGAUGGGCCACCUAUUGAUUGGAAUACUCGAAUGAAGAUUACUUUAUGUGCUGCACAAGGUCUUACUUUCUUGCAUGAAGAAGGGCCUUUUCAGGCUAUGUACAACGAAUUUACAACUGCCAACAUUCAGAUAGACAAGGAUUUCAGUGCAAAACUUUCCGGAUAUGGUUGCGUUGGACAAAUUCCUGAGACAGAAAUCUCUACUAAUUCAGUCGCUGCAGCAAAUCUUUCAGUAGAGACUUUGGAAAGAGGAUUGCUGACUCCAAAAAGCAAUGUCUGGAGUUUUGGAAUUGUUCUACUUGAACUGCUUACUGGGCGAAGGAACCUUGACAGUCGUUAUCCCAAGGAAGAGAGGAACUUGGUCAAGUGGAGUCGCCCCUUCCUAACCGAUGACUGCAGAUUGUCACUCAUUAUGGAUCCUCAGCUGAAAGGUCGCUUCCCCAUGAAAGCAGCCCGCACAGUGGCAGAUAUUGCUCAAAAAUGUCUGCAAAAGGACUCAUCAGAAAGGCCUACAAUGAGAACUAUUGUUGAGCAUCUCAAAAUCAUUCAAGACAUGAAGCAUUCCUGUCGGUUUCCUCUGCAAGAGCCAGCAGUAAUUGUUGGAAAACAUAUGUCAAGAUCACCAAGUCUUAAUGGUAUCAUUACCCCUGCACCCAAGUUAAACUUCUCACCAUCGCCACCAUCAGGAGCACGCCCAUCUGUUUCUCCAACAAGGAGACAACAUGCCUUGCCCAUGGCACUGCCACCUCGUGCCUGUUCUUCCACCCUCACUUUGGACGAACUCGAUAGGCAAGAAGACAGGGGAUCAUCAUCAUCAACUUUUAGAAGGCCUAGUGUUGAAGGUUUUUGAUUGUUUAUAGUGUGUAUUUUUUCAUUUUUUUCCUCCUUAAAUUCAAUACAAGAUAUAGAAGAUAAAGAUAUGGUUGGCCUAUCUUCUGAUCCCCUUUAUGAAAUGGAGGGGAUGUUGUUUUGUAGAUAGAAUUGGUGAAAAUCAAGGCGUUCUGACAUUUAAAAUAUUUAAAAAAAUAAUGAAAAAAUUAUAAUUUCUUUAAUGAAUCAACAUAUGGAAACGAUUCAUUGAGGAAUUGUGAAUAAUUUUAUAAUUAAUUUUGAUAUUUAAAAUGUCAGAACAACUUGAUUUUCAAGUACCAUAUGAUUGUUUAGUUCUCUUCUACUCAAACUAUGAGAGUAUAUAUAACUAUAUAUUACUCAAACUUGAUUUCUGUGCAUAACCUAUAAUCUGUUCA
Molecule: messenger RNA, 2231 nt
Organism: Rubroshorea leprosula
Lineage: Eukaryota; Viridiplantae; Streptophyta; Magnoliopsida; Malvales; Dipterocarpaceae
Source: the annotation of a GenBank genome assembly